This is a messenger RNA of Ornithorhynchus anatinus (platypus), 2642 nucleotides long. RefSeq names its product abhydrolase domain containing 16B (gene ABHD16B). The coding region runs from base 749 to 2380 and encodes 543 amino acids. Gene Ontology annotation, cellular component: endomembrane system. The transcript is spliced from 5 exons. The record is from RefSeq and is a predicted model, not a curated record. Gene Ontology annotation, biological process: phosphatidylserine catabolic process; monoacylglycerol catabolic process. Lineage: Eukaryota; Metazoa; Chordata; Mammalia; Monotremata; Ornithorhynchidae. Gene Ontology annotation, molecular function: monoacylglycerol lipase activity; glycerophospholipase activity.
GCAACCAUCUGGUCAGAAUAGCAAAUCUGAAAAAUUUAAAAAAUGGUUUUCACCUCUCAUCCCUAACUCAGGGAAGACCUGACUGAAGUCAUCAGAGAGGUGGGAAGAUGGCUAGAGUGGGAGGAAGUCUGUUUGGACGAAUGAUGUCCUGGGAGGGGAUAGAGGCAUCCCGUUUCUAGAAAUGAAAAUAACCGCCUUUCUCAUCCCCUGUCACCACCCUUGGAGAUAACUUUUGACCUGUAUGAUAUUGGCAAGAGUGCAAACUUUCAUCUCCCCCUUUCUUUCACUCUUAAGUGACUCUCUCCUCCUAACCCUCCACCUCAAACAGCCUUAUGGUUUUCUCAUUUGUAGUCUAGAGUAGAGAACGAGUCAUUGGAUUUCAGGUCUACAAUCUUUUCUAAGUCACACUAGGCCACCAGGACUGAGGCAGACUGAUUGUGAAGAAGGAUUUUUCCAAAGUCCCUGGACCCAUUUCAGGCUGAAGACCUUCAACAGGAGAAAUGUGUUUGGAGAAGAUGGGAUUUCCACACUCCAACUUCCAAAAAGAAAGCAACAUAAUUACCCCCAGGCCUGGAUUUGACCUAGAGUUUGGUUUCCUCCAAAGUGGCCAUUUUCAAGUCAUCCUGCUUUUGAAACCUGGCUCCAAAAAUAAACCCCGAAGGUACUUACAGCUUGCCUAAAAUGAAAAUGACCUAUGUUCCCCACCAAGAACUGAGCCAUUUUGACAGGUUCUCCAAACCUGUGGACAAUGGCCAUACUGCUGGUCGAUGUGAUGGACCAGUGGUAUUCUACCGUAAGAUUUCAAUUUCCAUCUCUUCACUCUUCAUUGUGCUCUCUGUCAUCUGGUGAGAAAAUGGGAAGAGGACCAGUAAGUUCAAGAAGGAUGGAUUUUCAUCAUGCCCUAGACUUCGGGGCCCAUGUCCUCUCAAACCCGAUACAACCCACGACUACUGAGUUCCGGCAUUCAGAACAGGCUGAGGAAAAUACUGAAGAACAUGCACUGGUCCACGUGUUUAAAAUCUACCUGACGGCCAACUACAACUAUGACUUCAAGAGCAGGCCCGUGGACUUCCGCUGGGAUGAGAUCAACAGCAACAACAGCCGCCACCGGGCCCUGACCUGCGUGGCCGCCGCGGCCGGAGUGUGGCUACUCCGCUCGGGCUCGACCCGGCUGGCCAGCCACGGCCGGGUCAGCCGGGCCCCGCUCCUCUGCGGCCUGCACCAGAUCAAGGAGCUGCCGGGCCAGCUGGCCAGCUACAUCUUGGCCCACUCGUUCGGCCGCUGGCUCAUCUACCCGGGGUCCAUGUGCCUGAUGACCAAGGCGCUGCUGCCGCUGCUGCUGCAGGGCCAGGCCCGGCUGGUGGAGCAGUUCCACGGCCGCCGGGCCAAGCUGGAGGCCUGUGAUGGCAACGAGAUAGACACCAUGUUCAUGGACCGGCGCGGGCAUCCGGGCCCGGACGGGAGGGGCCGGCAGCUGGUCAUCUGCUGCGAGGGCAACGCGGGCUUCUACGAAAUGGGCUGCCUGUGGGCCCCGCUGGAGGCCGGAUAUUCGGUCCUCGGCUGGAACCACCCCGGCUUCGCGGGCAGCACCGGGGCGCCCUUCCCCCAGCAGGACGCCAACGCCAUGGACGUGGUCAUCAAGUACGCCCUGCACCGACUGCGCUUCCCCAUCGACCACGUGGUGGUCUACGGCUGGUCCAUCGGCGGCUUCACUGCCACCUGGGCCGCCAUGACCCACCCGGACCUGGGCGCCCUGGUGCUGGACGCCACCUUCGACGACCUGGUCCCGCUGGCCCUGAAGGUCAUGCCCAGCAGCUGGAAGGGGCUGGUGGUGAGGACGGUCCGGCGACACUUCAACCUCAACAUCGCCGACCAGCUGUGCCGGUACCCGGGCCCGGUCCUGCUCAUCCGCCGGACCCAGGAUGACGUGGUUACCACCAAGGCCCCAGGCGGUCCCGGCUCGCCCAGCGAGGUGGAGGGCAAUCGGGGCAACCGGCUGCUUCUGCGACUGCUGCAGCACCGCUACCCCCACGUCAUGGUCCCCGAGUCGGUGGGGGCAGUCAAUCGGUGGCUGGCGGCCGCCAACUUGGCCCACGAAGAGGAAAUGUACAGGCACUACCGAGUGGACGACACCUGGUGCCUGGCCAUCCUGAAGGCCUACAGGGACCGGGCCUGGCCAGACGGUGGCCGCGGCCACUUUCCCUGGAGUGUCGGGGUGACCUUGCCCCCCAAGAAGCGCCGACAGCUUGCCCUGUUCCUGGCCCGCAAGCACCUGAAGAAUGUGGAGGCGACUCACUGUUGUCCCCUGGAGCCGGAAGAGUUCCAGCUGCCCUGGACUCUAGACGCGGGACCAGAGACGGGGGCCGAGGGACAGAGAUAGGGACCAUGGCUGAGAGACCCAGAGAGAGAGAUAAAGAGAGAGAGGCAAGCAGACAGGCAGAGGGAACCAGAGGAGAAGAGCGGGGCUUUCCCUCCUUUCCCAUCGAAACCCGACCCACGGUGGUAGCGGUUUUGCGGGGGGUGGGGUGGGGGGAUCGUUUUCGUGUGCCUAGCCUGUGUCUAGUACGUGUCCCAUUUCCCCACCCACCCCACAACCCCAUACCCAGUUGGGCUUCAGUAAAACUGCCACCAUGAGCACCAGG